CAACGGUAAAGAAGCUUUUUAGCGAAAGAAAAUGCCCACCAUCAUUUCAAUCGCCUACGUAAAGCAUCCAGUUCUUCACUUCACCCUCUACCGUUGCCUUCACUUCGUUUAAAACCCGAAACCCACAUCGUUCGUCUUCCUCGGCUUAACGGGGGAUUCAAUUCAGCUCCGCAAAUUUCCACCACCAGUCAGUCGAACGAAUGACGAACGUGGUGGAAUUGAAGGUCGGUCUGCACUGCGAGGAGUGCAUCAAGAAAAUCCUCAAAGCAAUUAAGAAGAUGGAAGAUGUCGAUACUUAUGAUGUGGACAUGGAGCUGAACAAGGUGACCGUGACCGGAAACGUGACGUCGGAGGCGGUGAUCAGAGCGCUUCAGAAGAUCGGAAAGCAAGCCAGUAGCUGGGGAUCGGGAGAUCAAGCUACUUAAAACUAACGGAGCACAGGUUCGCGCUAGGAUCAACCGAUGGGGCCAAUCUCCAGACUCCAGGUAAAACAAGAGGGGAUUAAACGAGCUUCAUGGUCAUGAAUGGUUGAAAUUCGAAGUUGUACGCUAGUUAUUCGCCAUCUAGAAUCAGAUCUGCUUGUGAAGAACCGUGUACAUACGCGGUCUCCUUGUAUCCGAUGAUCGAAUUUUCCAAUUUUUUUUCCCGA
Syzygium oleosum is the source of this 649-nucleotide messenger RNA. RefSeq names its product copper transport protein CCH. The coding region runs from base 201 to 425 and encodes 74 amino acids. The record is from RefSeq and is a predicted model, not a curated record. Lineage: Eukaryota; Viridiplantae; Streptophyta; Magnoliopsida; Myrtales; Myrtaceae. Gene Ontology annotation, molecular function: metal ion binding. The transcript is spliced from 3 exons.